AUGCCAAGUCUCUCCUCGAAGCUCAAAGUAUCUCUCGAGGUUGCGCUAGCCCUCUUCGCAAUUGCAACGGCAUCAGCGAAUACUACUGACACUACGGACGAUGCUCCUCAACAACCAACGAUAGUCGACUACACCACCUCGGAAGCCGGCAACCCUUUUGUAGAUGGCUGGUAUGCGGAUCCGGACACAGCUAUCUACCAGGGCCUUUAUUGGGUUUUUCCAACUUCGUCCUACCCAUAUGAGGAACAAACAUACCUCGACGCCUUCUCCAGCCCCGACCUAGUUCACUGGACCAAGUAUCCUAAUAUUCUGACCACACAGGAUGUCACGUGGGCGAAGAAAGCCGUAUGGGCUCCUGCCCCAGCCUUUAGAAACGGAAAGUACUACAUCUACUUUGGCGCCAACGACAUCCAAGAAGGCGAGCCGGAGCAGGGCGUGAUCGGAGGUAUUGGCGUCGCCGUCGCGGACAGCCCUCAGGGGCCGUACGUUGAUGCCAUCGGCAAACCACUGAUCGGCACCUACAACAACAGCGCUCAGCCGAUUGACCAAGAUGUAUUCAUUGACGAUGAUGGCCAAGCAUACAUCUACUACGGAGGGCACGGUCACGCGAACGUAGCGAAGUUGAAAGAAGACAUGAUUUCCUUCGACACGUUCGAAGACGGCACGACGUUCAAGGAGAUCACGCCCAACAAUUACGUUGAAGGACCACAGAUGUUGAAGCGAAACGGCAAGUACUACCUCAUGUGGUCAGAAGGCGGCUGGACCGGCCCAGACUACGCGGUAUCCUAUGCCAUGGCAGAUUCUCCGUUGGGGCCAUUCUACCAGGUGGAUGGAACGAGAAUCUUGCAGCAAGAUGCGGCUGUCGCCAAGGGCAGCGGCCACAACGGAGUCAUCCACGUUCCAGGAACGGACAUUUACUACAUCGUCUACCAUCGCCGGCCCUUGAGCGAAGACGCUGGCGAGCAUCGCGUCUUGUGCUACGACCGUAUGUACUUCAGCGAAGACGGUUCCAUCCAGCCCGUCAAGAUGCUAGUCAAAGACAACUUCGACGAUGGCGAUAUGGUCGGGUGGAAGACCUACGGUGGAGAGUUAGACCCGCAUGUAGUCGACAACAAGCUUGAAGUGAAGAGCGACACAGAAGAUGGCAUCAUUGUCGCCUUGGACGCUAAUUUCACAGUCCAGACAUACGAUGCGACAAUAAUUCUCUCGGACAGUAGCAACGAUGUUACGACUAGCGCUGGGUUGGUUUUCAGAGUCACUGAUGUUACUUCUGGACCUUCUGGUGCGAAGGGCUACUAUGCGGGGCUAUCGACCGCUGGCAGGGUGCUUAUCACGAUACUCGGCGGCGACGGUACGACUGUCUUUGUCGAAGGCGUAGAUAUCAAAGCAGGGAUCGAGUAUCAUGUCAGGGUUUCGGCAACCGAGGACGGCGUCAAUGUCUUCGUGGAUGACUUUGAGUCGCCCGUGUUGGUGCUAAGCGACACGACAUACACCCAAGGAACGAAUGGCGUGGCUGUAUUUAACACCGAGGCGAAGUUUGAUAACGUUACGAUUGCGGAGGCUACUUGA
Molecule: messenger RNA, 1569 nt
Organism: Didymosphaeria variabile
Lineage: Eukaryota; Fungi; Ascomycota; Dothideomycetes; Pleosporales; Didymosphaeriaceae
Exons: 2
Coding region: 1-1569 (522 amino acids)
Biological process (GO): carbohydrate metabolic process
Molecular function (GO): hydrolase activity, hydrolyzing O-glycosyl compounds
Source: RefSeq, a predicted model, not a curated record